This is a messenger RNA of Haliotis rubra (blacklip abalone), 1507 nucleotides long. Its product is annotated as thiosulfate sulfurtransferase-like. NCBI's taxonomy places the organism in Eukaryota, Metazoa, Mollusca, Gastropoda, Lepetellida, Haliotidae. The coding region runs from base 40 to 966 and encodes 308 amino acids. Gene Ontology annotation, biological process: transsulfuration. Gene Ontology annotation, molecular function: thiosulfate-cyanide sulfurtransferase activity. The record is from RefSeq and is a predicted model, not a curated record. Gene Ontology annotation, cellular component: mitochondrion. The transcript has 7 exons.
UCACGUUCUGACCCGAUUUACUCUACAGCGAGUUUCACAAUGGCAUUUGCGCUGAUCAGAAGGGGCUACAGAGUUAGCAAAAUGGUUUCUCCGCUGGUAACUCCGGAAUGGCUGUCAAGUCAAAUCAACGCCGGUAACAAAGAUUUGAGAAUUUUUGAUACAACCAUUGGACCUUCCGGGCCUUCUGUGGAUGAGUUUAAGAGUGAACAUAUAGAAGGAGCACAGUUUCUCAACAUAAAAAAGCAUGCCCCCUUCACUCAACACCUCCCUUUGGGGCUACAAGAUCCCGGAGUUUUUCAAGAUUACUUGAGAUCUCUCGGCAUUAACUCAUCAAGUCAUGUGAUCGUGUACGAAAAUGUUCAACUGAACGGAUUUGCAGCAUCUCGAGGAUGGUGGCUGUUAAGGUAUCACGGCAUAACCAAUGUGUCGCUUUUAAACGGGGGACUGGUCAGAUGGAAGAAGGAAGGUCACCCGGUCACAGAUAAACAAGUUGAGUAUGAGAAAGGUGACGUGACGGUCAAGGUCAACAAAAGCCUGGUAAUGCUGUACGAUGACAUCAAACCCGGAGAUGGCCGACAGUUCGUUGACACGAGACAACCCUACCAUUUUAAUGGCGAAGAGAAAGAACCUUCAAAAUUUCAGACGGCGCGAAUGGAAGUUUUAGGACUGAAAUCAGAUGGCCUGACGUUUCAGACCGGUCAUAUUCCCGGAGCCGUCAACAUGUACUACCCCUCCAUGUACGCUGACGACACCAUUUCCUUUAAGGAGAAAGACGAACUUCUCCGAGUGUUUCAGUCAGCUGGGGUCAAGUUGGACCAACCCAUAACGUCCACGUGUUACAUCGGCUUCACAGCCUGUGCCCUCGCCCUUGCCGCAUGUGUCUGUGGAAAGGACGAUGCCAGCGUGUACAUUGGUUCCUGGGCUGAAUACGGACAAAGAGCUUCUGCCGCCGAAGUGGAGUGCUAGCUUUGAAAACAUACUCACUAGACAGAAGGCCUGUUUUGUAGUCUUAGUAGUUGCUGCUGCGUGCAUUGUGACCGGCUGGAGGUGCGUCAAGUGAGUGAGUUUGGUUUUACGCCGUUUUUAGCAAUAUUCCAGCAAUAUCACGGCGGGGGACACCAGAAAUGGGCUUCAGUCAUUGUAUCCAUGUUGGGAAUCGAACCCGGGUCUUUGGCAUGACGAGCGAACACUUUAACCACUGGGCUACCCCACUGCCCCGUGUCAAGUGAAGGAACUGAGAUGAUGAGAUUCGUGUUUGAAACUCGAUUCUUUGCACUUGUUAAACAGAGUAAAUGUAUUUGUAAUUUACACCACUGUUGUGUCCUAAGACCUAAGAUCUACAGUGACAACCAUUCUAUAUAUGUGGUAAACGGGGAAAUAUAUGCUUCUAUAUAGUCCUCUGUUCUGCUACUAAAACCUUUGUAGAGACCCAUUUUAUUUUUGUUAAACGGGGUAAAUGUAAUGUUUUUAGUUACACCAUUGUUUUGUUACUACAACUAAGACCUGU